This is a messenger RNA of Lactuca saligna, 897 nucleotides long. Lineage: Eukaryota; Viridiplantae; Streptophyta; Magnoliopsida; Asterales; Asteraceae. The record is from the annotation of a GenBank genome assembly.
AUGGACCCUUCUAAAGACUACAUUGACUUAUCAUCAAUCAACUCUAUUGAUGUGGUUUCUGAUUCAUCACAUGUUGAAACUCUUUCAUCUUCAGAAGAAAUGUCUGUUAUUUCUUCAGAUCAUCUUGUUGUCCGAUUCAUGAAUCAAAAUGGAACACAGAGUUAUAACAUUGAUGGGAUUGCAAAUGUACUACUAGCACUUGAUAGGAUUGAACAAAAUGAGGAGUUAACAUAUAAGAGGGAAGAAUCAAGUGAUCAAGCGUCGAACAAAGGUGGUUUUGGUGGUCGUAUUGGGAUCUUCCAUCGGGGUUUUGAAAAUGGAAGCGGUAUUAGGAUCGUGGAGAUGUUGUUUAGAUGCAAUAUACUUGUGUUAGUUGGAGGCGGUUCUCAGCCUCAGUACCCUUUAAAUAAGAAGAUAUCUGUAUACAAUUUCACGGAUUUGAAGUUAUUGCAAUCGAUCGAGACAUUUGUGAAUCCCAAGGGCCUUUGCGAUGUUUCACAAGCUUCUGGUAGUUUUGUGCUUGUUUGUCUCAGAUUGCGGAAAGGACAAGUUAGGGUUGAUCAUUACGCUUUGAAGCGAACAAAGUUUAUCUUAGCUCAUGAUUCAAGAAUUACGUGCUUUGCUCUGUCACAGAAUGGAAAUAUGAUUGCCACAACCAGCAACAAAGGAACUCUUGUUCGUAUCUUCAGUAUCCACGACGGGUCAUUGUUGCAAGAGAUCCUGUUUGGCUUUCUGUACAUUGUGAAUCUUGGAAUAAUCUUAUUUGUUUAUGUAGAUGAUUCAAUGGAUGAUAUUGUUGAGAUUCCAAUUCGAUUGGAAUGGAAUGACGAAUUCCAAUUCUGUUGGAAUAGAAUGACGAAUUCCAAUUCUAUUGGAAUCACAGAAGUUGAUGCUUGA